AAAAAGGAAACGGAUUUGAAGGAAACGGCUCCAGAGAGAUUUAAGACACUCUCAUCAUCUCUCUUACUUCUCUCUCUCUCUCCCUGUUUCAACACCGCUUGUCGUCUUCCUCUCUAUCAAGGACCCAAAUCAAACAUCAUUGAAUGCUAGCCAGGGAGGCAAUAAAACAAACCAGAGUUUUCCUCCAACCCCUGAAAUUAUCCAACUUUCCCCAAUUUUCAUUUUCUGGGUUCUAAUCGAUUUUUCCUCCUUUCUCUCCCUCUCCCAUCUGAAUUCCGGCCUGAAGUUCGUCCAAAAGUUUGGACCUUUGGCGAGUUCUUUAUUUACCUGAUCAGGGGCUCUGAGAUUUGGCUUUUUCCAUCUUUCUUUUUUCUUUUGAUUCUCAGAUCCAUUGACCUGAUCCACAUACAAAGUUUAGGUCUUUUUUAAAAAAAAAGGUUUAAUUUUUAUCCAGCUGUGUGAAAUUCUGGGUUUCACGAUCAAAAGCCAUGAGAGGCUUCUUCUUCUUCAUCGUCUUCUUUACAUGUCUUGCUUUCUUCCCUGAUCCUCUACUUGCCGGUGUAGCGUCCGUUGGGAGCAUCGCUCCAGGGUUUAGCGGAUCUCAGAUGAAUUACAUCAACAACAACGGUCUCUUCCUCGAUUCCAACAACUCAGAAUUCGGUUUCGGUUUCGUAACCACACCAGCUUCCGUUACUCUGUUCACACUCAGCAUCGUCCACAAAAGCAGCUCCAGACUGAUCUGGUCCGCGAACAGAGCUUCCCCUGUUUCUAAUUCCGACAAGUUCCAGUUCGAAGAAAACGGAAAUGUCGUUCUGCGUACAGAACAAGGAGGAGGAUCUGAGGUUUGGAGAUUGAAUAACACAGGCAAAGAUGCUUCAAGAAUCGAGCUUCGUGACUCGGGGAACCUCGUUGUUGUUUCCGGUGACGGAACUUCAAUCUGGGAGAGCUUUGAUCAUCCCACGGAUACUCUGAUUACGAAUCAAGUCUUUAGAGAAGGCAUGAAGCUCACUAGCAAUCCUUCUUCUUCGAGCAACAUGAGUUAUGCUCUUGUGAUCGAAUCAGGAGAUUUGUUUUUAUCUGUGAACAGUUUGACUCCUCAAGUAUAUUGGUCCAUUGGAAAUGACAGAAGGAAGAUCAUUAACAAAAAUGGCGUAGUGACUUCAUCGUCUCUCCUCGGGAAUUCGUGGCGCUUCUUUGAUGAGAAACAGGUUUUGUUGUCGCAGUUUGUGUUUUCGGAAGAUAGAGAUGAUAACGCGACUUGGAUCGCGGUUUUGGGAAACAACGGUGUAAUCUCUUUCUCAAGUCUUGGCAGUGGUGCGUCUGUGGCUGAUUCUUCCACUAAAAUCCCUAGCGAUCAGUGUUCGACGCCUGAGCCUUGCGGGCCUUACUACGUCUGCUCUGGUAGUAAAGUGUGCGGAUGUGUGUCCGGUCUGUCUCGUGCCCGGUCCGAUUGCAAAUCCGGAAUCGCUUCUCCUUGUAAGAAAGCUGAGAAUAAUGCAACACUUCCUGUGCAGCUUGUGAAUGCUGGAGACGAGGUCGACUAUUUCGCUCUCGGGUUUGCUUCUCCUUUCUCCAAGAACACCAAUCUUGAUAGCUGUAAAGAGUUCUGCAACAACAACUGCUCGUGCCUCGGUCUUUUCUUUCAGAACAGUUCUGGUAAUUGCUUCUUGUUUGAUUGGAUUGGAAGCUUCAAGAACUCAGGUAAUGGAGGAUCUGGUUUCGUGUCUUACAUCAAGGUGGCAACUAAUGGUGCGGGAGGUGGAGAUAAGGGAGAAGAUGAUGGGAAACAUUUUCCGUAUAUAGUGAUUAUUGUAGUGGUGACGGUUUUUAUCAUCGGUGUUUUGAUCUUUGUGGCGUUUCGGAUUCAUAAGAGGAAGAAAAAGCUUUUGGAUGAUCAUCAAGAUCAGAGUUCAGAGGAAGAUAACUUCUUGGAGAAUUUAUCCGGUAUGCCUAUCCGGUUCGCUUACAAAGAUCUUCAGUCAGCGACGAAUAACUUCUCGGUUAAGUUAGGGCAAGGAGGGUUUGGAUCAGUCUAUGAAGGGACUCUACCUGAUGGUUCUCGUUUAGCCGUGAAGAAACUUGAAGGAAUCGGUCAAGGCAAGAAAGAAUUCAGAGCCGAGGUUAGUAUAAUCGGAAGCAUUCAUCAUCUGCAUUUGGUGCGGCUCAGGGGUUUCUGUGCGGAAGGGGCUCAUAGGCUUCUCGCUUAUGAGUUCUUGUCGAAAGGUUCGUUAGAGAGAUGGAUAUUUAGGAGAAGAGACGAAGAUAUUCUGUUGGAUUGGGACACAAGAUUCAACAUCGCACUCGGAACAGCUAAAGGUUUAGCGUAUCUACAUGAAGACUGCGAUGCAAGAAUCAUCCAUUGCGAUAUCAAACCAGAGAACAUCCUCUUAGACGAUAACUUCAAUGCCAAGGUAUCUGAUUUCGGACUCGCUAAGCUUAUGACCCGCGAACAAAGCCAUGUAUUCACAACGAUGCGUGGGACGAGAGGCUAUUUGGCUCCGGAAUGGAUCACAAACUACGCGAUCUCGGAGAAGAGCGAUGUUUAUAGCUACGGGAUGGUGUUGCUUGAGCUGAUAGGAGGAAGAAAGAACUAUGAUCCAUCAGAGACAUCUGAGAAAUGCCAUUUUCCUUCUUAUGCUUUCAAGAUGAUGGAAGAAGGAAAGCUUAUGGAGAUUGUUGAUGGGAAGAUGAAGAAUGUUGAUGUGACUGAUGAGAGAGUUCAAAGGGCGAUGAAAACAGCGCUUUGGUGUAUACAAGAAGAUAUGCACGCGAGACCUUCGAUGAGCAAAGUUGUUCAAAUGCUUGAAGGAGUUUUUCCGGUGGUUCAGCCUCCGACUUCUUCCACUUUGGGCUCGAGGCUUUACUCGAGUUUCUUCAAGUCGAUUAGCGAGGAAGGUGGUGGUACGUCGUCUGGACCAUCGGAUUGUAACAGUGAGAAUUAUCUCUCCGCCGUGAGACUCUCCGGUCCGAGAUAGCUCGCUUGUUUUUAGCCAUAUAAAGUAUUUUAUAGUGUUAUAAAUAGGUUUUUUGGCUGUUGUAUAUUGUGCUGUGUGGUAAAAUUUUAAAGAUUAGUGUCUCCUCCACUCAGUUUUGUAUUUUUUAGUUACUAUAGAAUAUUUGAACUACCUGUCGGGUUUCUCUU
This is a messenger RNA of Eutrema salsugineum, 3142 nucleotides long. Its product is annotated as G-type lectin S-receptor-like serine/threonine-protein kinase SD2-5. The record is from RefSeq and is a predicted model, not a curated record. Bases 489 to 2975 code for a protein of 828 amino acids. The transcript has a single exon. NCBI's taxonomy places the organism in Eukaryota, Viridiplantae, Streptophyta, Magnoliopsida, Brassicales, Brassicaceae. Gene Ontology annotation, molecular function: ATP binding; protein serine/threonine kinase activity. Gene Ontology annotation, biological process: protein phosphorylation.